GUUCUGUGCAUACCCUUGUCACAUGGUUUGGCGAUAUGGGGAACUCGACAUCGGCUCAAGAAAAUGAGCCUGCGCCGGCGCCAGGCCCAGCCAAGACCCAUGAGAGCUUGGGCAAGUUCUACGCGGCAGAGAUCGAAGAACUGCGCCAGAAACCAUGCUGCAGGAACUUCUUGAAGAUACUCUUCGUGAUAUUGGGCCUUAUUACUAUUAUACAAUCAAUAGUAGUGAUAGCAGUGACUAUAGCAUCCGCGAUUGCCUCUAAGAUCUUCAGCAAGGAACAGUCAGGUCGGCUGGUGGCGAUGAUCAUCCUGGCUGUUACAGCAGCCAUCACUAUUUCCAUGGUCAUCUAUGCUAUUAUAGCGGUGUUUAAGAAUAAGAAGAAGCCCUUGCAUGCGACAGCGGCCGUAAUGCUCAUAAUGUCGAUAAUACAAGCUGUGAUCCUGGGUGUGUGUGUCCGUGUUUCGCCAGAGGACGAGAUACUGCUCAAUCGGUCGCUGGUGGAGUCCUUCCGCCUAGCCAGGGAGGAUAACCCUCGGCAUGUGAAGAUCUGGGCCACUAUGCAAAGCGAUCUUAAUUGUUGCGGCGUGUACAGUGCAGAUGACUACCGAAUUCGGAACAUUCCCAGUUACUUCGCACCAGAUAUCCCCAUCUCGUGUUGCCCAGGGUACGACCCGAAGAGAUCAGAGCUGGUGCAAGAGCGAGAGAGGGAGAGCUGUAAAGCGAGACGGGAAUAUUAUGAGGCGGGGUGUAAGAGCCCUAUGAUGGAAAUGUUCAAGUUUGGAUGUACUAUGGUUUUGGUGAACGCUAGUUUAUUGAUUUUGAGCAAGCUUCUCUUGGCCUUGGUUGCACUUUUAUUACUGAGACAGAAGCCUAAAGAAGAACAACAGCUUACAGUUGUUACAGCACCGACACCCAUGCCACGGGCCUCCCUAAGCCAAGGGAAGACGAAAUCAAUCAGUACUUCCAACGCUUUAUAAAAAUUAUUCUGAAAAAAAUAAAACACCAAACUUCUUUACCAAAAA
Molecule: messenger RNA, 1022 nt
Organism: Colias croceus (clouded yellow)
Lineage: Eukaryota; Metazoa; Arthropoda; Insecta; Lepidoptera; Pieridae
Exons: 6
Coding region: 36-977 (313 amino acids)
Cellular component (GO): membrane
Source: RefSeq, a predicted model, not a curated record